AUGGGCCGCAAAUUCCGGAGUUUUCUCUCUCAUCUGGCGGUUCUCGGUUCCCUUGGCAAGCACGCGUCAGCUGCACCAAGUUCGUCCACGAAUCAAGCCUGCGAAGAGCUUUCGACAACGCUCGCUGGGAGAACAUCAUUUCCUCUUAGCCUUUCCUAUCAUUCUGAAACCACGGCUUACUGGUCCACCAUUCUUCGUGAACUGAAGCCAGCAUGUGUUGUUCUCCCGGAGUCGGCUGAAGAGGUUUCCAAGGCAGUUACUGUCCUGAACAAAUGUCCUGAUGUGAAGUUUACUGCGAAAAGCGGUGGACAUGAUCCCAAUGCUGGACAUGCUACCGUCCAGGAUGGAGUGCUGAUCUCACUUGAGAAAAUGUCAGGGGCAACAUAUGACUCAGCGACAAACCUCGCAUCCAUCAAACCCGGCGGUGAGUGGAACGAUGUGAUCUCCAGUCUGAAUGAGCACGGAGUCACUGCUGUUGGGGGUCGGCUUGGCAUCGUUGGCGUGGGUGGCUUCCUGGUGCAGGGCGGGAUCUCAUUUCUCAGCGCUCAGCAUGGGUUAGCUGCAGAUAACAUUGUGGGUUGGGAAAUAGUUAGUGCGGAUGGCACUAUUAUCAACGUGGAUGCAAACACCCAGCCCGAACUUGCCACAGCUCUACGAGGAAGCGGUAGUCAAUUUGGUAUUGUCACGAAAUUCACGGUCAAAGCUCAUCCCAUCGGGAAGGUUUGGGGAGGGGUACGCAUCUAUGAUGCAUCCCAGACAGACAAGAUCUUCAAGACGCUUCAUGACUUUGUCCCUGGGAGCAACAAAGACACCAAAGCCGCAAUCAUUGUUACAAACAUAUCAGCCGUGGCGAGUUUGAAUGCUUUCUUGAUCUUCUAUUUCUAUGAUGGAGAAGCCCCACCUACAGAGGGCCCCUUUGCCGAUUUUCUCACAAUUCCUUCUCUGGUUUCCAUCACUGGAACUCAAUCCUAUCCCGAAUUGGCAAGUACCACAAAAAUGAAUGCCUCGAGGCUUGGUUCUAAUCUCAAAUCUAACGGAGUGGGCGCGUCUCUCAUUAAUUCUCGCAUAUCCUUCAGAACUCUCACCAUACCUUACGUUUCAGAAUAUCCGGCAAUGUAUUCUGAGAUAUCUAAAAAGAUGACCGAGCUUUCCGCCGACUAUUUCAACAAUCCUCUGCACCUCUUGUCCCAAUGCUCAGUUGAUUUCCAGCCCCUUCCAGCUGUUGUAGGAAAGAACUCGGAGCAAAAUGGAGGAAACGCGAUGGGGUUGACGGCCAGUGACCCAGACAGAGUUUUACUCGAGUUUCAAUGUGCCUGGGCAUCCAAGGAUGAUGAUGCUACGUUGGUUUCCAUUACCAAAGACCUCACUGCUUGGAUUGAGGGGAGAAUUCCCGUAUGGCUAGAGGCGUCGUCACAGGCUAAGGAUGUUUAUCUUCCGCUGUUUAUGAACGACGCCAUGGCCGAUCAGAACGUUACUGGGAGUUACAGAGACUAUGCUAAGUUCAAAGCACUUCAGCAGGAGUAUGAUCCCAUCGGCACAUUGAGAGAAAGGACUGGAGGCUUCAAGUACUGA
Clonostachys rhizophaga is the source of this 1572-nucleotide messenger RNA. NCBI's taxonomy places the organism in Eukaryota, Fungi, Ascomycota, Sordariomycetes, Hypocreales, Bionectriaceae. The record is from the annotation of a GenBank genome assembly.